ACGUCCACCACGUGUUAUCGGUUCGGACGAAAAAGAAAAAAAAUAGAAGUAUAUGCAUCAAGGAUCCAAGCUAGGCUAUAAUAUUCACUAAAUAUAAUAAUUAAUGAAUCCGACACAUUAUUUUCUGUGGUAGUAGUAUCAAAUUAUUACAUAUUUAGUACAUGGUACAACAUACAUGUGCGGGUUCCUGAUGCAUUUCUACAAUUCCACCAUUUUCCUACGUGUACUUCCCCAUAUACGAGGGUAAGCGCAGUUCACACUAUUGAACAAAAGACAAAACCGUUGGGUUUCCCCACUAGCCAUAUUUGCAUACACGAUUGAACUGAGUUUGCGCACUACCCAACUGCUGAAAGCACUGAUUUGGAUUGGUGAAAGCUGGUGCGCUUCCGAUCCUUAUUUGCAUACCGUGGCCGGUACGUUUUGGAUCCCGGCGUUUGAUAUAAAUAUCGGACGCUUCCAAAUGUACACCAGUAUUCGUGAGAAUCACAAUCAUCAUGCCUGCUAAAGCACAACCAGCUGGAAAGAAGGGAUCCAAGAAGGCUAAGGCCCCCAGACCUAGCGGGGGCAAGAAGAGGCGAAGACGCCGAAAGGAAAGCUACGGAAUCUACAUCUACAAGGUGCUGAAGCAGGUUCACCCUGACACUGGUAUCUCCAGCCGUGCCAUGUCCAUCAUGAACAGUUUCGUCAACGAUGUCUUCGAGCGCAUCGCCGCCGAGGCUUCCCGUCUUGCCCACUACAACAAGAAGUCCACCAUCACCAGCCGUGAGGUCCAGACCGCUGUCAGACUCCUCCUCCCCGGAGAGCUGGCCAAGCACGCCGUCUCUGAGGGCACCAAGGCUGUCACCAAGUACACCACCUCCAACACAAAGUAUUGACUGUCCCUGAUGACAAUAUCCAUGACAUAAUUGUAAUUUCAAAUACUAUAAAAGGGUACCGGUAAGUCAAAGAUAUUUGGUCGUUUGGUGUCUCAAAGUCCAAGAAUUGAGCAGUUCUAAACAUAAGCUGACAUGAAAUGAGUCAUUUCAGUUUACCUCUUGUAUUUCUUACAUUGUAAUGAAUACUACUACUAAUAUGAUCAUUAGCUUUGUGCUUCCUAAAUUUUUCAGAGAAAAACAAUCUUUCUUGCAGAUUGAUUAAAUAAUAAAUUAAAGCAAAGGUAACAUGAUGAUGAUUGAUAAAUAACAGCUGACGUA
Messenger RNA from Strongylocentrotus purpuratus (purple sea urchin), 1193 nucleotides. Its product is annotated as late histone L1 H2b. The transcript is spliced from 2 exons. Lineage: Eukaryota; Metazoa; Echinodermata; Echinoidea; Camarodonta; Strongylocentrotidae. The record is from RefSeq and is a predicted model, not a curated record. The coding region runs from base 495 to 875 and encodes 126 amino acids. Gene Ontology annotation, cellular component: nucleosome. Gene Ontology annotation, molecular function: structural constituent of chromatin; protein heterodimerization activity; DNA binding.